AUGGAGCGAAAUUCAUGUGAAAUGAACGAAAAAGCAGAGUUCUCCGUACUCAUUAAGGUCUUACAGGAGGAGAGACUUCGCGAAAAAAAGGAGGAAGUUGAUAAUGCUUCUCUUUUUACGUCGGACAACAUUGAAUGGGCCACAUGCAAAGGCUUCAAUAUCGAAGUGGGAAAGCAGCAGAUCGAGGCGUACAUCAAGACCUGGGAGAUUCGGCCCUGUUGGAUCUACAGCAUAGAGUUUUUCCGCACAGGACAAGAGGAUGGCUUUACAAUCUACCUCUACGAAGUCAUCUUAAUGGCACCAACGAGCAGAAAACCGAUCUCGGAAAGAGUCAGCGUUUACUUCGCGGCUGAAAUAUCGAAAGAGGAGGCCGAAACUCGACCGGUGAAGGUCCGAUUCAUACUGGAGUCCUGCAGGGUUAUACAUACUCCAGGGAAGAACAGGUUCAACGAGAAGUGGCUGACGAACAUCACCGAAACUAAAGCUUUAUGGCAAAAAAUGAUGGACUUCUGA
Messenger RNA from Cyprinodon variegatus (sheepshead minnow), 513 nucleotides. RefSeq names its product A-kinase anchoring protein 14 (gene akap14). NCBI's taxonomy places the organism in Eukaryota, Metazoa, Chordata, Actinopteri, Cyprinodontiformes, Cyprinodontidae. The record is from RefSeq and is a predicted model, not a curated record. Gene Ontology annotation, molecular function: protein kinase A regulatory subunit binding. The coding region runs from base 1 to 513 and encodes 170 amino acids. The transcript has a single exon. Gene Ontology annotation, cellular component: cAMP-dependent protein kinase complex.